This is a messenger RNA of Pelobates cultripes (western spadefoot toad), 7080 nucleotides long. The record is from the annotation of a GenBank genome assembly. NCBI's taxonomy places the organism in Eukaryota, Metazoa, Chordata, Amphibia, Anura, Pelobatidae.
CUCAGAAUAUAGAAGCUCAUUCUGUGUGGACUUUGGCAUCUCCCAUUAAGCAGGAAGCGACAACUAAGAAUUGACAACAUGGUGAGUUACCUGUAAAUUUUAGUCUUAUCUGUGUUUUCAGGGAUAAGAACAGUCAGGAAAUGCCUGGGCAUAAUGGGAGAGAUGUAUAAAUGUGGGUUCUCAUAGUAGUACUUAGCAAGAGUGUCUGUCUCUUGUUUUUUUUUGUUCCCUCUGUACCUGAAUGAGUUUAUUAUACAAGGUAAUCAGGAAGUCACCGCAAAGAGAAUCUAACUAUAACACAGAGGUUGUUUGCAUUAAGUGACCCAAUUGCUAUCAGUGAGCUGUGGAUAAGAAUACAAUGUUAUACAUUUCAGUUUGUGAAUCUCUUUACUCUGAGAUUUAAUCCCUUCAUAAUAGAUGUCUUGCCUGCACUACAGUGAUAUAAAGGAAUGUGUAUCCUGUAGCUAUGGGGUUGGUGGUUAAAGUAAAACGAUCAUAUUAAAAUGAAAGAUUACACAUAUUGGAACCUUGAUGUGUAUUAUUUUGUAGUAUACACAUGUCUGUAAAUCACUCUGGCCCCUGUUCUUUAGAGCCACCACCUUUUAAGUACUUUUAGAUCAGACUCUGUUUUCCUGACCAAAAACCAUGCAGGUAAUCCUGAAUUAAUGUGCUUUAACAAAUCUAAACAUGCACACAUUGCAGACAUCUAAAAUAUAAAAAAAAUGUACAUUGAGUUGGUUUCAUAUGUGAUUGUGCAUGGUGUUAGCAGAGAAAUUUAUGCUUUUGACUAGAGCAGAAUAAAGAUGACUGCUGCCAUAGAGCAAGUGGAAGCUAGUAGAUUCUCUAAAAAAAAAUAGUGAAUUAUUUAUAAGGCUGUAUUACAUGUACAUUUUUUUUUUUUACUUGCAGUAAUAACAAAAAACAAUCUGGUUUCCUUUUAAGGUUCGAUUGCUAAUUUUUUUUAUUUUUUUUUAUUUUACAACUAAUUUUUGCCAGUUGGGAAAAGAUCAACAUGAUCUUUUCCAUUUGAAAGGUCUUGGAGAUAUUCCAAUUACCUUUUUUGAAGAAUUAUUUGCCCAGUGUUACAUUAUACCUACCUAUACGAUAACUGUUUUGUUUUCUAACCAAUAAGGAAGGGAGACAGGAGAAGGGACAGGAUACAUGAUAGUGUCCUGCAGAGUGGUAGUUGCCUCGUUUUAUAGAGAGGUGACCUUAGGAUAGGUUGGGCUCGGGGAGAUCACAAAAGAGGAAAGAUAAUUAAAACUUCACUUUUAAUGUAAAUAGUUAAAAGGGGUAUACAAAUUUUUUUUUUUUUUUUAGUUCAAAUAACUGUUGUAAGAAAUCCUCAAGUGAAAGUGAAACUGUUUUGUUUUCUGCAGACCAAGUUCCUGUCUCAGGAUGAAAUUACCAGUGAGUGAGAACUGCUGUGGUGUCAUGGCCGGGUCAUUAAUGUAUGUUUAGGGUGGGCUUAAUAUUGGUAUUUAUCAGCAUUACCUGUCCUGACGUGCUCUACGAGAUGAACUUUUUAUCCUUGCAAUUCCUAAACGUUGUAAUUGCCCCGUGUCCAUUCAAUUCAUUAGAAACCCCUUCAUGCUCCAUUUAUAAUAUAGGUGUGUUAAAGGAGCACUUCAAACCCCUAGAGCGUAUUGUAGUAAGUAAUCAAGCCAUUCGGAAUAGUUUGACCAGAGGUCUACCAGCACUUCCUGCCGCCGCUACAGGAGAGCCGAGAGCUCAUGCUUUUGCGCUUCUGUUAGCUCUCAUGAACUAAACCCUGGUUAUGAUGCUUUUUCCAACAGUAUGCUCCUUUAAAGUGGUACUCUAUGCACACAACUUUAGCUUAAUUAAGCAGCUUUAAUGUAUAGAUCAUUCUUCUACAUUUUUACUGCUCAAUUAUUUUUGGCCUAAUGCAAGCAUAACCAUUGAGGAGCGGGGACGGACCUGAACCAGCGCCGAGUGAUAUCGGCACUGGACUGAGGUAAGAGACAGGAGGUUUUUUAACUCCUUCUGCACCACAGGGAAUGAGGGGGGACACUAUAGGGAGCUAUAGUGUCGGAAAAACAACUUUGUUUUCCUGACACAAUAGUGUCCCUUUAACAGAUCAUUAGAAGGGAAGACAGGCACCUAAGGGCCAGGAGAUGUCUUGAGGCCUAUUUGCUAUUUAUUUUAUUUUUUUCCUUCUUGCUUAUCUCACUUUAUUCCCCACACAGAAUUUAAGGAAUGUUUCUCUCUGUAUGAUAAGAAAGGAAGAGGAAAAAUCCCAGCCAAUGACCUUCUGACUGUAAUGCGCUGUUUGGGCACAUGCCCAACACCAAACGAAGUUGCACGCCACUUGCAAGUCCAUAAAAUUGGUAAGAUUUGGGUAGGGAGGGAUACAAUAUAUUUUAUGAGGUGCCAAUAUAGUUGGCUGUGGUUACUAAACGUUCAAUAAAAGCUACAAAUAUACUGGCAAUAUUUAAUUCUCUGUGAAUCCUAAAAAGAUCAGGAUGCAUUUUAAGGCUUACUUUUUUACCAGCACAGACGGAAUGUGAUGUGUAAUAUGUACUGAAUGAGCAGAGAUUCCUGCUUUUCUUGGCACAAGAAGGUAUUGUGCUGCAAGACUUAAAAAUAAAGGGAGUGGUAAUGUAACUUAUCUGCCCUUACUCUAGAGCAUAAAAUAUAUAUAUAUAACCCAAUCAGCAAACUGAAUGCAGUAGUGAAAACAAAGCGGAGAAAGCUGAAGGAAAUGAGUUUUGCAUGAAACAAAUUAUGACAGCUUUUACCUCAAAACAGGUUUUUAACAUAAUCCUUUCAUCAAGUAAAAAAAAAUUAAAAAAAUUUUUCAUGUAAAAUUAAUGAAAAAUACUCCUCCAUACGUUUUGUAUAUGCAUAGCCAGACUUGCCGUAAGGCCACUGAGGCCUCGGGGCUGCAGGCAGGAUAGGGGCAGAAUGGCCAAUGGGGAGUUUAAAGAUCAUUCUCUGUAUGUGAGUGUUCCCAGAUAAAGAUCAGGGAGGGGAGUAUACAAUUUAAGUUUUAAUUUAUUUUUUUAUUUCCCCCACACUACAAUUCCACUAUUCCAGCCCCUCCACCCACAACAGCCACUGUCUCCCAAAACAUGCACACUACGGUGCAUAUACCCCCCACUCAGACCUGAUUUCCCUCCUCCCCUAUAUUCUCUACAACCAUAAUUUCCCUGCACACAUACAAUAGCCUCAUUUUCCUCCCAAACUUACACCCUACAGCCACUAUCCUGCACAAAUACACAAAAAGGCCCUAUUCUCUCAUGUGCAUACACUAAAACCCCUAUCCCCAAAAAGCCACUAUUUACUUACCCACACACAACCAUACAAGUAGCUCCCCCCAAAUACAAAAUUGGUGGUGGUGGGUGUUGAGGAAACUGACCUUGGACAAGAUAAAUCCAAACCUGGGUGUAUGACAGGAUUAUAUAUCUAUCUAUCUGUGGGAAAAGCAAGUCUUAUGGCUUGGCUGGUGUGUAUUUGUGUUUAGCAAUGUAUUAAAUAUAUAUAGCUAAAGUUGUUCAGGUGACUAUAGUGUCCCUUUUAAUUUUACAUAUACAAAAAAGUGAUGAAAGGAUAUUAAAACAUUUUGAGGUGACAGUUGUACUUUUAAGCUAUUAAUUGUGAUUGUCUCCUUUGGUGAGCAUUGCGAUAUUAAAGGGACACUAUAGUCACCUGAACAACUUUAGCUUAAUGAAGCAGUAUUGGUGUAUCGAACAUGCCCCUGCAGCCUCACUGCUCAAUCCUCUGCCAUUUAGGAGUUAAAUCCCUUUGUUUAUGAACUCUAGUCACACCUCCCUGCAUGUGACUUGCACAGGCUUCCAUAAACACUUCCCGUAAAGAGAGCCCUAUUUAGGCUUUCUUUAUUGCAAGUUCUGUUUAAUUAAGAUUUUCUUAUCCCCUGUUAUGUUAAUAGCUUGCUAGACCCUGCAAGAGCCUCAUGUAUGUGAUUAAAGUUCAAUUUAGAGAUUGAGAUACAAUUAUUUAAGGUAACUUACAUCUGUUUGAAAGUGAAACCAGUUUUUUUUGUUCAGGCAGGCUCUGUUAAUCAUAGCCAGGGGAGGUGUGGCUAGGGCUGCAUAAACAGAAACAAAGUGAUUUAACUCCUAAAUGACAGUAAAUUGAGCAGUGAAAUUGCAGGGGAAUGAUCUAUACACUAAAACUGCUUUAUUUAGCUAAAGUAAUUUAGGUGACUAUAGUGCUCCUUUAAAACCGCAAAAGUUCAGAGGUCACAGGUCUGUAGUACAUGUAAUUAGCUGUUACCCACAACCAUUAGCAGCCGAUCAUGCUACUAUUUGCCUCUACAAAUGAGUAAGUUUCAUCUCUCUCCCCCUACCCCCUGCAGCAGGGCCAGAGGCACAUACAUAUACAAAAACACUUAGUAUAAGAUGUACCAGACACUUUCUAAUUUGCAAUUCACUAGUGAACUUCCAACAAUUCCCUUUCUCUCUGAUACUCUUAAAGAAUAAUAAAAUAAAUUAUUGACUGAGAUAUGCAUCCUGUCUCUUCCAAGGGAAAGAUGGUGAAGUGGAUUUCUCUUCCUUUCUGACAAUCAUGUACCGGCAGCAGAAGCAGGAAGACCCAGAGAAUGAGAUCCUUGUGGCAUUGCUGAUGUCAGAUAAGCAGAAGAAAGGUCUAAUCCCAUUGGCUGAACUACGAGCUAAACUUACUCAAAUGGGGGAGAAACUGACUACUGAAGAAGGUAUGGUAAAAUAAAAUAUGCAUAAGUACACAAUCCAUUAUUAGCAGUAUAUUACUGGACUGAGAUGUUUAAAUUUCAAUGUUACUUGGAAUAGGUAUCAGUAACCAAGUCACUCAGAGCCAGAUUUACCCUCCUUGAUGUCCAAUCUUUCUUUCCCCCACCCCCCCCUUAGGCUAGCUUUCUCACUGCACCCACCUGCUUCCCCCCCCCCCAUUUGUCUGUUUCGGGACACCACAACCGACUUGCGACUACUAGUUUAGUACAAACCUAUUAUAUGCCCUCGUCCUUUGACCCUGACCACAAAUAUAUAUUUGUGCAUUAUCUACUUAGUUUAAGUUGGACAUUAGAAAAUCCUUGUUUGGCACUGAAACCCAAGAAAUUGUGUUUGGGAUAUGACAGAAUGGUGAUUGGACAAUAAGUGGGUCAUGGUGGGAGAAGGAGUGUGUAUGAAGGCUGCUUGCAUGGUUAGGUUGCGUGUGGAGGGGAGAAUACUGCUUGUAGGGUUGCAGGUGUGGGGAUGGGGCUGGUUGACGUAUAGUAUGUUGCUGGGGGUGGGUAUGUGUGGUGGGAAGAGAAAAGCUGUAGUGUAUGUUUGCAGGGGAUAUGAACUGUAGUAUUUGUUUGGUGGUGAUAGGGACUGUCUGAAUGGAAAAGCUGCACUGAUCGAUAUAGUUCCUGUAGUAGCUGCCAGUGACAGGUGCUAUAGACUUUUAAACUCUUUGAAUGUCAACAUUGCAAAACUAAAAGGACCCUACAGGCACCCAGACCCCUUCAACUUAAAGUGGUCUGGGUGCAGUGCUGGUCUGUUUAACCCGGCUAUGUAAGAUACAGCAGUUUGAGAAACUGCAAUAAUUACGCUCCAGUGGUGUGUUUCAGACAGCCACAAGAGCCAUCUGUUAUACUUGAAGAUAUCUUGCAAUCCCAUCUAGCAAAACAUUAAGUCAAUGCUUUGCUAUGGGAUAUCAUUAAUGCGAUCAUAGUGUGUGCGUAUUAGGUCCCACCAUUGCCAUGACAUCGCAGGAGGAAGCCUUGGUAGUAAAGAGGUUAGUUUUAUCCCCGUAUCAGAUUGUGGGUGUAUAAGGUUACUGACACAGAUACUAUAGAGUUUGUAUUCCUAAUGCUAUAAAUUUUCCUUUAAGCAAACAGCCCCCUUUAUUGAAUGUCUCUUUAAAGAGGGUGCACCUGAUAUUGAUACUACACAGCAUUCAAUAUUAGUCUUUGCUGUUACACAUGGUUAGUAAUUCAAAACUUACCAUUGGCUGUCAUCACCCACAAAGGGAAAGGCAUGUACUAUUAGUUUGUGGCCAGUACCUCUAAUGUUUCUAAGAUUGUGAAUAAUAUAUUUAUCCACUUUUCUGUUCAUAGUUGAUGAUCUCCUUCGCAAUGCUGAAGUAGGAGCCGAUGGGAUGGUGAGAUAUGAAGAGUUUGUUAGGAAGAUAACACUCCCAGUAGCCGACUACUAAGCUUCAGAUUUCAGGCUGAAACCAUAGACCGCAAGAUAACCCAUCUCCAGCCUGGCACGCCAAUAUUUUUGUAAAGAUACCAAUAGCCCUGCUUCCAUCUGUUGAUUACAGUCACAAAGGAGCACACAGUCUGAAUUAUGGUUUGCAUUUUACAUUGAUGCUCACAGGCCAGUAUAAUAUAUAGAUUGCAAUUAAAUUAUAGCUAAAUCCUGUCUCCUAUACAAAGUUAUAAUCUUGCUGCUUGCGUACAGGAGUUUAUGUUCCAAAACAUAAGCGAUCUUGUUUCAGUAUAGUGGACAGGAGGUAAAUUUUCUUUUCUAUACACGUCUUAAACACCGAUUCCAAAUUGCAGUGUUUUUCUUGUAUUUCUAUAUAGUCAACGUGCUAUUUGGUCUGCAUAUUUAGACUGACAUUGGAUUCUUUAAUGAGGACUAUAUAGCUUUCUGUGGAGAGGAAAAAAAUAAAAUCAUCAUGAAAAAGGAUAACUGCCUUUGGUAACACUACUUAUAAAGUGCAUCUGGCUUUUGAGACUAUACUGAUUUACAGUUUAACGCACAUUGACUCACAGCAAAUGUUUGUUACUGUCUGUAUUGUCUACAUAAAACUAUAAAAUCCAGUUAACAAUAUGAUCUUGACAUAGUUCAAUCCAGUUAAAGUAAGUGUUAAUAUGGUUACCAGGGAGCUAUGUAACUGGCAAGUGAACUGCAAACUGUAGAUCAAAAAGUAAAGAGGAAUUUCCUUUCCAGUUCACAAAGUCCUGGCUUAUUGAAUACGUCUGAGGUUAGAUAUCUGCCUCAUCAGGUGGAAGGCACUUAUUUUUACAAAAUACAGAUUAAGGAACAGCGCGUGCACAGCAAAAUAAAUUAAAAUAAAGCUUUAAAAUUGCGCAAGGCUACUUAAAUUCGCCUAUCUUAAAUAAAG